CCUAACAGUGACCAUCAGUGCCGCCUAACAGUGCCAGUCAGUGCCGCCUAUCAGUGCCAGUCAGUGUCACCUAUCAGUGCCAUCAGUGCUUCCUCAUCAGUGCCCAUCAGCGCCACCUAUCAGUGCUCAUCAGUGCAGCCUAUCAGUGACCAUCACUGCAGCCUCAUUAGUGUACAUCAGUGAAGGAGAAAAAUCACUCAUUUAAAAAAUUUUAUAACA
Molecule: messenger RNA, 219 nt
Organism: Staurois parvus
Lineage: Eukaryota; Metazoa; Chordata; Amphibia; Anura; Ranidae
Source: the annotation of a GenBank genome assembly